This is a messenger RNA of Pimephales promelas (fathead minnow), 2243 nucleotides long. The record is from RefSeq and is a predicted model, not a curated record. NCBI's taxonomy places the organism in Eukaryota, Metazoa, Chordata, Actinopteri, Cypriniformes, Leuciscidae.
CAGGACACAGACCUGAUUAUGACCUUUAACAUCUCCAUGCAUCGCACCUGGUGGAUGGAGAACGGCCCGGGGUGCAGGGUGACCCCCGUGACCCCUCCUCCCUCCUGGGCCCCGGAGGACCAUCGCUACAUCAGCAUUGCCGGCUGCCUGCUGGAGUACCAGUAUGUGGAGGUGGCCCACAGUUCCUUGCAGAUUAUCCUGGCUCUUGCUGGGUUCAUCUAUGCCUGUUAUGUUGUGAAGCUGAUUUCAGAAGAGGAGGACAGCUUUGACUUUAUAGGAGGGUUUGAUUCAUACGGUUACCAAGGGCCACAGAAGACGUCGCAUUUGCAACUACAACCAAUGUACAUGUCAAAGUAAAGGGAUAACUGCCUUAUCACCCAGUCAAAAUGAUGAACUGAUGUUUGAACUUGUCUUUCUACAUAAAUGUCUUAACAUGAUAGUGUCUUACGGACUGUCGGAGGAACACGGAAGCGACGCUUUAACCUCAAAGACUCGAGCGAGCGAGUGGAUUUUCUUUGUCUGCGCCCAGCCCUUCCUCCUCCAGAGCUCGAGAGAGCCCUCGUGUGGCCGAACCCCCUCAGCAGACUCUCGUCUCUCGGCCAUUAGCAGGUCUAAACAGAGGAACAGAUUGUCUGCAAUAAGAAAGACUUGGAAUCGUGCAAUGGACCGAACGGAUAUAAUGUCAGUGUGUCCGACUGACUUUCACGGGAAUUCAUCCAUCCAUCCAUCCAUCCAUCCUUAAAGAAUGUUCAUUAACCAGUCAGUAUGAUAUUAGUUAUCUAGUCCUACAGUCCUUCAAAUGGUAAAUGGAGUGGAGAGUCAUUAUUCCAGUUGUUUACAACGGGUUAUUCCAAGCAUUGGGAUUACCUUCGGUGUUUAAUUGCAACCCAAGUAGUUUUUCUUCUCUCUCCUGGAUGUACUCGUCUUGAAAGUGCCAAGAACAGUUAAGAAAAAAAAAAAAUCAAAUCAGUAGCUGCAAAGAUAUUCUUUUUUUUGUUUGUUUGUUUGUUUGGAGUUAAUAGACAGUCCUUAAAAAAAAAGACUUAUGAGUUUAUCAGUUCGACGUCACCAUUGGAUUCAGGCGUAUUUGUUUGCAUGAGGUGUUGAAAUCUGUUGCGUAUUUAAAAUCUUUCAGCUAGACAUAGGCCGACCUCGGAAGGAGUAAGCGGCUGUCCUUACUCCGAAAGGUUACAUGUGAAUAUUGUUGUUUUUUAAGACGGUGUUGAGUCUUGUUAACAAGAUAACGGAUAGAAAACCAAUUGUAACUUCUUUCUAUUUUAAGCCUUUUUUUUUAACAUGUGUGCCAGUGUUCACUCUUUUCUAGUAGACUAAUAAUUUGUUCCGUGUAAGUGGGCCUUUCUUUUUCGAUAUACUUGUACAUAUUGAGGGGGGGAUAGGGAUAGAGAUGCAGUAUUUCUAGUGAUGUGAUGUACGAGGAGGUGUGUGGAAGGAGUCUACUUGGGUUCAAAGGUUUUUGUUUUGUGUAGUAGCAGGAACCCAAGCGUAUCGAGUCUCGAAAUAAUUUCUAAAGACAAUUGUUCCCCAACUUUUAAGUGAGAGGUUUCCCCUGGAUUUAGCUGCGCUGUAUGGCUUCUUUUGAAUGAAUAUCAAGGAACGAGUUUCUUUUUGUGCUGCACUUUCAGUCGCCUAAAAUCCUGCACAUAUUGUAGCUCUUGUAUAAUGCGUGAAAGCGCGAAAUGUCUUCAUUUCGGUCAAACUACCAUGCCAAACACAGCUGAAUAACGCAUUUCCCCUCCCUUAACUGAUAAUGGAUGAUGAAAUACGCAUUUCUCCACUGUAUAUUAUCUCUUCCCUUGAACUGAUUCUAGUAACUGUGUGGGGUUGAUAUAUAUAUAUAUAUAUAUAUAUAUAUCUGUGGUUUGUAGAGAAAGUGCCUGAAAUGACAUCCUGUGAACAUUCCAAUAAAUGGCAAUCUGCUCUCACCCAGAACGGCUGUACAUAAACAGAGGGUCUGACUGAACUGUGUUUAAUCAAACCCCUUGUGGACUGCACUGGCAAAGCUAAGUGGCUUUGAUAAUUAAUAAAGAUAGUUUAGCCGCACCACUCACUGGCAAAUAAUUCCCUGUAGUCUUUGUGCGUCCGACUCAAUGUGGAGUGACGUUUGAAUGGGUAAUGCGAUUCAAGUGUGAUGACAUUAGGAAAGGAAACCUCUAUGGGUAUAUCUCACAAAACCUUUCAGAAACAUACCUUUAGGGGUAACACUUUACUUGAAGUGGUGUGCA